GGUGAAGAUGUGUGUAUGUCUCCUAGUGCGCUGUGGUGUCACAUGAGAGUUCCUUGACAAGCAGCGGAAGCAUGAAUUCUUGGCUCCUUCCAGCCAUGUGCUGCAUGUAGCCUGGCAACCGGGCCGAGUGUAGCGCUUUCUGUUCCCAGAGUGAGAUUUUCGCUUCAGCUGGCGGUCUUGAAUUUUGCUGUACUGAAAUAAAGAGGGAAGAAGAGUUCAUCCUGGAGUACGAUCUCAGGUGUGUCACUGGAUCUCCCACUAAGCAGAUAGUGAACGACAGCGAGCGCGGCGCAGGACGAUGAAACAAAGUCGCCUCUGAAGCCGGUGACAUGUCCCGGAGUGGUCACAGGACAGAUAAGGUGAGGUUUUAUCUUUAAAACCCUCGUAACUCUGUGUGUGGUUUCAUGAGGACAAGGUGGGAGACGAAUCAACACAUCGUUGGCAUAGCGAUGUCAUCAUAGCAGAAGCAGUCUGGUGUGACCUGUGCCUCGUCCCUAUCUGCAGGGUGAUGACACGGUGGAGCUGUGUGGCCGGGGGAGCUGGUGGCUGGGAGCACUGAGAGUAGGUGUCGCACUGCUGUUUGGUUUCACGGACUCUCUGAAACCAAGUGUGUGCUUCAGCACAGCCCAAAACCCACAUGCCACUUACAUGCAUGAGUAAAAUGACACAUCACAACGACAGGCAUCAGAAAAUAAUGACAUUAAUAUUAACCUUCAACUAAUCAAUGAUUUCGAUCAUUCUGGUUGCUGGAAAUUGAGUGAAAUUGGCAUCUUCAGUGGAAUUCAACAGCUGUCUCUCAUGAGGUCACCCAUCCAUGAACUUACUGCAGCAUUGCUCUUGCAUUGUUCCAAAAUGUCAGACUUUGAACUGUUGUAAAAUAGUUAUGAAAUUAAGAAAUGUGGGUCACAGAUUCCCCAUGCUCCCACUCUUCCAGGACACACCCAUCCCGGGAACCUACCACGUCCGAGACUUCGUUGAGGAGGCUGAUCUGAACCCUGUGAAAAAAACUUAUGGCUUCAAAGGUGUGGGCAGAAAAACUCAGACCCUGGGUGUGCGUAAGGGGGAUCUGCUGCUGCCUGGAGCGUAUGAAUAUACAGACUCCACCCAGGAAGUCCUGAUGCACCAGGCUUCCUACUCUUUCAAGAACUGCCCCCGACCCGACAUUUUCACCCUUGGAAUUAGAGACAAGCACAUAAACACUUCGCCAUGUGACUACAAUGUGACAGCGAGACCAGUGGAGAAGAUCCCCUGCAAGCAUGUGAUGUUUCGCUCGACUGUGCAGCGGAUCAGCUUUCUGCCUAAAGAUGGCCCUGCUCCAUGCCACUACAACCCACAGACCAAACCAGCUAAAGCCAUCACUUCCUGUUUCAAAUCCACGUUGCCGCGGCUACACGGUGUGCACUCAAACACUCCAGGACCGGGGGCCUACGAUCCUUUCAGGAAGUCGUUUGCACAAAGAUGUUAAGGAGCCGUCUUAAUUUUCCAUGAUACAAGCAUCCCUGCAUUUAGUCAUUGUUUCAACUUACAGAGUGAAGUCACAUAAUCCAGUGUUUUAAAUAUAAGAUAAAAGUAAAAUCAUGGCUGCAUGAAAGAGGGGAAACCUUUGGUCUUUUAUUACUUGGAGCAACGUUUAUCUGCAUGUCAGUGAGGGAUUUUGUGGUCUGCCAACAACAUAAUCAGCUACAUUCGUCGUGCUCAAAUUGCUUUAGUGACGCCGGCCAGGGAAGCAGAAUGAUCUUAUCUGCAACAAAGGGUACUUCAUUCCACUUAACUACAUGUUCCCGGUAUUGCGCCCUCCCUUCAUCUCUCUUCCCUCUCUCGCUCCUCUUUCCCUCUCUGUUGGCAGUCAGGCUGCCUUUGCCUUCCUACUAUCUCUGCCCUGCGAUGCACUCAGGAGGAGGAAUGCUGCUCAGCCAUGCGUCACAUGCACAUAGCUUAGUGUGGCAUGCUGCACCCUCAGAUAACACAUUCGGUAUUAGAGGCCAAGGCAGUGGCACACAAUAAAACAGCUAUUCUUAUCGCUACCUACUCCACAUACUCGCUCUUUCUUUCAACGAAACAAACAAGCUUGGGACACGGAGAGCAGCGCAGAUAGGAAUCGCCUCUAAGUGAACAUGAUGCUGUUGUAGAUUACCAUGCAAUAGGGGAUAGGCACAGAUAUAACAAACAAGCUGUUACUGUUAGGAAUCUGGACACUGUUAUUUACCCAGACAGGACUUUUGCUGAGCAUGCAUGCACUGCUUUAUUGUAGAGUUGUUGAGGGAACUGAGGUGUACUCAGCUCUUCGUCCCAGCCAGACUCUGUUAAUGAGAUCCAGGGAUUAAAGCCCACUUUAUUAAGUAUUUGAGUGUUGUGUUAAGUACAACCAGAGAUGGGCAGUGACGCGUAAUCUGAUUACUUUUUUCAA
This is a messenger RNA of Haplochromis burtoni (Burton's mouthbrooder), 2407 nucleotides long. It is a transcript of the gene stpg4, whose product is annotated as sperm-tail PG-rich repeat containing 4. Gene Ontology annotation, molecular function: chromatin binding; histone binding. Lineage: Eukaryota; Metazoa; Chordata; Actinopteri; Cichliformes; Cichlidae. Gene Ontology annotation, biological process: epigenetic programing of male pronucleus. Gene Ontology annotation, cellular component: germinal vesicle; female pronucleus; male pronucleus. Bases 815 to 1465 code for a protein of 216 amino acids. The record is from RefSeq and is a predicted model, not a curated record. The transcript has 6 exons.